Messenger RNA from Brassica oleracea var. oleracea, 1575 nucleotides. Its product is annotated as sodium/pyruvate cotransporter BASS2, chloroplastic-like. NCBI's taxonomy places the organism in Eukaryota, Viridiplantae, Streptophyta, Magnoliopsida, Brassicales, Brassicaceae. The record is from RefSeq and is a predicted model, not a curated record. The transcript has 13 exons. Gene Ontology annotation, cellular component: membrane. The coding region runs from base 166 to 1404 and encodes 412 amino acids.
CCUAAAAAAAAUGAGUGGCUCUUCUCAUCUCCCACCAAAUCACAUAACAAGGGCUUCUCCUCCUCCUCUCCACAAAACCCUUUUAAUUUUCCUCCUGUGUUUUUGGAGUCAUCUUCUCUCAUUUUCCCAAAGUCUCUUUCUCUGUGAUCCUCCUAAAACCCUUCCAUGACCAUGGCCUCUCUUUCCAGAGUUUUGCCAACUGAUGCAAGAGUAAGGAUCCAAUGCACUUCCAGGCUUCCUUCUCUUACUACAAGGAGAUCUCAAACUGAGUCUUUAGAUUGUCUCAAGUUGGUUCCUGUUGGUAAAACUGGACUAAGUUUGAGGGUUCAGAACAGUAAACCUCUAAGCUCUGUCUUUGCUCUUGAAUCAGCUUCUUCCUCCAGGAGCAGCAAGGUUGUUUGCAAUGCUGCUGCAGAUUUGUCAGGUGAAGGCUCUCCUAAGGAACUUAGCCAGUACGAGAAGACUAUUGAACUUUUGACCACUCUUUUCCCACUUUGGGUGAUUUUGGGAACACUUGUUGGCAUCUUCAAGCCAUCUUUGGUUACAUGGUUGGAAACAGAUCUAUUCACUCUAGGUCUUGGGUUUCUCAUGCUCUCCAUGGGGUUAACUCUUACCUUUGAAGAUUUCAGAAGAUGUUUACGCAAUCCUUGGACGGUGGGUGUUGGUUUUCUUGCUCAGUAUAUGAUCAAGCCAGUGCUAGGUUUUCUCAUUGCAAUGACACUUAAGCUUUCAGCACCUCUUGCGACUGGUCUUAUCCUGGUCUCAUGCUGCCCUGGAGGACAAGCGUCCAAUGUUGCAACCUACAUCUCCAAGGGGAACGUUGCGCUCUCUGUACUCAUGACAACGUGUUCAACUAUUGGGGCUAUUAUAAUGACUCCUCUUCUCACUAAGCUUCUUGCUGGCCAGCUUGUUCCUGUUGAUGCUGCUGGACUUGCUCUUAGCACUUUUCAAGUAGUGUUGGUGCCUACUAUAGUUGGAGUUCUGGCCAAUGAGUUCUUUCCUAAAUUCACGUCGAAGAUUAUAUCAGUGACACCUCUAAUCGGAGUCAUUCUCACCACUCUUCUCUGUGCUAGCCCUAUUGGACAAGUUUCAGAGGUUUUGAAAACACAAGGAGCUCAACUUAUACUCCCUGUGGCACUCCUUCAUGCGGCGGCCUUUGCUAUUGGCUAUUGGAUUUCAAAGUUCUCUUUCGGCGAGUCUACUUCCCGUACCAUUUCUAUAGAAUGUGGAAUGCAAAGUUCAGCGCUGGGGUUCUUGCUUGCACAAAAGCAUUUCACAAACCCUCUUGUGGCUGUUCCUUCUGCAGUCAGUGUGGUCUGCAUGGCUCUCGGUGGAAGUGGCUUAGCCGUGUUCUGGAGAAACCAACCGAUUCCAGAAGAUGACAAGGAUGACUUCAAAGAGUGAAGUAGGAAUUAUCUAUUUGUGUGGAUUGUUGUAAUGUUUGUAGACUUGCUCCCUUGGGUUUUAUUGAAAGACAUAAAACAAGAUCUAUGUUAGGAAGACAAAAGCAAGAUCUUGCAUGUUGAAUUUGUGGUCAAUUUUUGUUUAAUUAUCAUGCAUAACUAUUUAUCCAUC